Corythoichthys intestinalis (scribbled pipefish) is the source of this 1853-nucleotide messenger RNA. It is a transcript of the gene rhogb, whose product is annotated as ras homolog family member Gb. Gene Ontology annotation, biological process: Rac protein signal transduction; regulation of actin cytoskeleton organization; regulation of cell shape. Gene Ontology annotation, molecular function: GTPase activity; GTP binding; protein kinase binding. NCBI's taxonomy places the organism in Eukaryota, Metazoa, Chordata, Actinopteri, Syngnathiformes, Syngnathidae. The record is from RefSeq and is a predicted model, not a curated record. Gene Ontology annotation, cellular component: cytoskeleton; cell projection; cytoplasmic vesicle. The transcript has 5 exons. Bases 243 to 818 code for a protein of 191 amino acids.
GUCCACACACAUACACAGAGUGGAGGACAGUAAACUUCCUCUUCCUCCUCCUGCUGUUGCUUUCACGCUCCACCCAUCCACAUCCACGCAUGCACUCACGCAAACAUUGCACAGACCCACUGAGCUGAAGUGAACGGAGCGGGUGUGAUCGGACAAGACCAAUGACUGGAGCCAGACGAUGGGACGUCAUGAGUCUCUGAAUAAUUAAUUAAAUCCAAUCAGGCAAACAGGUUGCUUUGAUCAUGCAGACAAUCAAGUGCGUAGUGGUCGGUGACGGCGCCGUGGGGAAAACCUGCCUCCUCAUCUCCUACACCACUGGAGCUUUUCCCAAAGAGUACAUCCCAACCGUCUUUGACAAUUACAGCAGCCAGGUGACCGUAGACAGCAGGAUCAUCAGCCUGAACCUGUGGGACACGGCGGGCCAGGAGGAGUACGACCGCCUGAGGACACUCUCGUACCCACAGACUAACGUCUUCAUCAUCUGCUUCUCCAUCUCCAGCCCGGCCUCCUACGAGAACGUCAAACACAAAUGGCACCCUGAGGUUUCCCACCACUGCCCCGGGGUCCCCAUCCUCCUGGUUGGCACCAAGAGUGACCUCCGAAAUGACGCCGACACCCAGAAGAAGCUGAAGGAGCAGAAUCAGGCACCCGUCACUCACCACCAGGGCGUCGCGCUGGCUCGCCAGAUCCAAGCCGUGCGCUACCUGGAGUGUUCCGCUCUCAACCAGGACGGAAUUAAGGACGUGUUUGCCGAGGCCGUCAGGGCCUUCCUUAACCCGGAGCCCGUCGUCUCGAGGAAACCUUGCGUGCUGCUCUGAGAACCAAACCGGGCUCAUUUGUGCUUGGGGGACUCUAUGAAAAAUAUCAAUUUUUUAAAAGAAUAUGACGCGUGUACUGUUUCAGUGCCAUUGACGAUGAUACACGUCCAAUCGUGGCAUCCAGUCAUCCUUUUGCUGUGAAUUUCGAUGAGUUUGUCACUUGUAGACGCCCAUUUCAUUUGAACUGGGAGGAUCUCCCACUUCAAAUGGAUUGGAGGUCUAGCGCCGUCAUUGGCAUCUGUUGAGUUUAUAGGGUGCUUAUUGAAAUGCUAUGAAUUUUUAAAAAGUGUUAUUGGGGGCCAGAACUUGAGUUUAAUUCUCUUUACAUUGAUUUUAAAUCCAACAAAUCAACAGGAAGUGACCCGGAAAUCCCCCAAAUCAACUGGAAGUAACCCAAAAUAAACAAGUUGCCAGCCUUCCUAAUUAAAAUGCAUAGACUUCAUAAUGAUAUUGACGGGACACAAGGCCGAUUAAUAGGGGGCCUGUAUUGUUGGCGUGGCCGUCAAAGCUGGCCGAAUGGAAUCACAGACAAAAAGCUUUUUUCAUUGAAAAUUCUGAUUCUGAAUUUGAAAAUGCCUGAAUUUUUUAUAAAUAUGGACGCAAAACAAUCUUGAUUCUUGGUAAAAACAAAACAAAAAAACCAGUGCAUUUAGCAUUUGUUUUACACAAUUAUGUCGAAGUACAAUGCUAGUCUGUCGAUCAAUGUGGCGGCCACCAUAUGUAAACAGAGCUUUUCCGGUGAAAAUUAAUGUGAAUAAAUGCUUAAAUCCCUUAAUUUUUUUUUGUAGUUAUGGAUGUAAAACAGUCUCAUUUCUUGGUUGAAAGCAAAAAAAAACAAACAAACAAAAAAAAAAAACGUGCAGUUAGCAUAUAUUCUACGUAAAUAUGUCGAAGUACGAGGCUAGUCUUUUAUUCAAAGUGGCGGCCGCCAUAUGCAAACAGAGCUUUUCAGGUGAAAAUUCUUGUGAAUAAAUGCUUAAAUCCCUUAAUUCUUUAUAGUUAUGGAUGUUAAACAGUCUUAUUUAUGGGUUAAAA